Molecule: messenger RNA, 1869 nt
Organism: Mycena indigotica
Lineage: Eukaryota; Fungi; Basidiomycota; Agaricomycetes; Agaricales; Mycenaceae
Product: putative polyol transporter 1
Exons: 18
Coding region: 1-1869 (622 amino acids)
Biological process (GO): transmembrane transport
Cellular component (GO): membrane
Molecular function (GO): myo-inositol:proton symporter activity
Source: RefSeq, a predicted model, not a curated record
AUGUCGGACGACGAGAAACAAAUCGAAGGCAGCAGCGUUGAACACCAUGAGACGCAGAAUGCUGAAGGAAUGACGAAUAAUGUCAACGCGAGGAUUCAAAACCCUCUGCAUGGCAUUCCUCAAGAGAAGCUGCUAGCUCAGGUCGAGGCAUUCGCUCGCGAACGGGAGAUGGAGGAUAUUCUUCCGUCACUGAAAAAGGGCGCUCUCAUCGCGCAGAACCCCUCCGGGUUUGAGAAGAUUGCGAUGCUUACGGAAGAAGACCGGACCGUCAUCCGACGGGAAACAACUCACAAAUGGCACCAGACGAAGGCACUGUAUUACACUAUCAUACUCUGCUCCAUCGCUGCCGCUGUCCAGGGUUGGGAUCAGACUGGCAGUAACGGCGCAAAUUUGAGCUUCCCGGAGGAAUUCGGGAUUAGUCCUGAGGACCCAGACCCAGUCAAAGCUAGCAGGAAUCAAUGGAUCGUUGGUGUGGUGAACGCAGCACCGUACAUUGCUUGCGCUCUUUGCGGUUGCUGGCUUUCAGAUCCAAUCAACCAUUUCUUGGGGCGACGGGGGGCCAUUUUCAUAUCGGCCCUUUUCUGCUUCUUCCCCGUUAUUGGUUCUGGAUUUACGCGAACUUGGCAGGAGCUAUUCGUCACCCGUAUCUUAAUGGGCAUCGGAAUGGGUCUUAAAGCGGCGACAGUACCAGUGUUUUCUGCGGAAAAUACACCAGCGAAUAUCCGAGGAGGGCUUGUCAUGUCAUGGCAAAUGUGGACGGCGUUCGGCAUCUUUCUCGGGUUUGCUGCCAAUUUGGUGUUCUUCCAGAUGGGUCGACUCGCAUGGCGAUUUCAACUCGGCUCCGCGUUCGUACCUGUUGUCCCCCUGCUCGUUGGCGUAUACUUCUGUCCCGAGUCGCCUCGAUGGCUUAUGAAGAAGAACCGAUACCGUGAUGCUUUCAAGUCGCUUUGCCGGCUUCGCAACUCGGAAUUGCAGGCGGCGCGGGAUCUGUACUACGUCCACCGCCAGCUGGAAGAGGAGUUCAAGGUCAUGCAAGGAUCCAACUUCUUCACCCGCUUUAUCGAGCUGUUCACCAUCCCCCGUGUCCGCCGCGCUACUCUGGCUUCGUUUGUUGUCAUGAUCGCCCAGCAGAUGUGUGGUAUCAACGCGAAUUAUCGCCUUCUAUUCCUCUACGAUCUUCCAACAGGCCGGCUACAGUCCAUUGAGUGCAUUGCUGGCAUCUUUCGGAUUUGGCCUGGUCAACUUUGUUUUCGCAAUUCCUGCCGUUUGGGUAUACUAUUGACACUCCCAGCUUUUGGCCGGAGAAACCUGCUCCUGUCAACGUUCCCCAAUAUGGCGUGGAGUCUGUUGGUUGCCGGUUUCUGCUUCUACAUUCCCAAAGAAUCACCAGCCCGGACACCACUUAUCGCCCUGUUCAUCUACAUCUUCGCCUGCUUCUACAGCCCUGGAGAAGGGCCUGUCCCCUUCACAUACUCUGCAGAGGUCUUCCCAUUGACCCACCGUGAGAUGGGCAUGAGCUGGGCUGUUGCAACAUGCCUAUUCUGGUCUUCCGUGCUCUCGGUAUCAUUCCCGCGUCUCCAAGGCGCCACGGGAAGUGUCGGAGCCUUCGCAUUCUACGCCGGCUGCAACGUCGUCGCGCUGGUCAUGAUAUUCUUCUUGGUCCCCGAAACCAAGCAACGCACACUGGAGGAGCUCGACUACGUGUUUGGGGUGCCCACAAGAACACACGCGAGCUACCAACUCAACAAGGCGCUGCCUUACUUCGUCAAGCGCUACAUCUUGCGCCGAAAAGACGUCACCCUGGAGCCGCUCUACAACUUUGAUGAGGUCGAGUCGAUCACGGUUUGGGAGAAAGGCGCAGGACACUAA